GCCACGUGUCCACCAAAUCUUUCCGUUCUUGCCCUAAAAUUCCGCAAAUCUGUUCAUCGGCCCUUAAUAGUUAAUACGCUCUCAUCUAACUCUAAGCAACGAGCACCACUAUCUUCGCCACCUCUGCCGAUAACCACCACAUUCCCUUCAAGAGAUGGCGUCACGCUACACAUCUUAUGACUCUCGCACCUCCACCUCCUCUUUUUUCUCGGAUCCGUCGUCCUCGACGGAGUUCUCUGGAGCUAAGCUCAAAUCACCUGCAAUCCAUAACACCUCAGCUUCUCGUGCACUCGUUAAGGCCAAGCAGUCGGAUCUAUCCGCAUCCACCAAGGCCGCUAAGAGUAACCACCACAAUUUGGCCACUAUGGUCAAGAAGUUCAUGGAGAAGAAAUCUGCAGUGGUGCCGAAGAAGGCUGCGGGGGCAGGAGGGCUGGUCGUUCCGUGCGAUUUAAUCGCUGAGGAUCUGAAGAGGACGGCGAGGAAGGGGACGAAUUUCAAUGGGUUGCAGAAGAAGCUGUUCGGGAAGGCGUCAGAGGAGAAGAAGCAGCAGAAAAAGGAGGUGAAGGCAUUGACGGAGGUGAAAGGGAACACAAGGACAUUGGCAAUGGUGUUGAGGAGUGAAAGGGAGCUCUUGAGCUUGAACAAAGAGCAUGAGAUGGAGAUUGCUCAGCUUAAAUUAAUGCUUCAAGAGAGAAGCAGAGAGGUUGAGAAAUUGAAGGAUCUAUGUUUAAAGCAAAGGGAAGAAAUUAAGGCAUUAAAAGAUGCCAUACUGUUUCCUGAUGUUAUGAAUUCUCAAUUUCAAGAGCUGAAGCAAGCAAAGCAAGUCCUUCCCACUCUCCAGAAGCAAGUUACCUCUCUCACAGGACAGUUACAGUGCCUCGCAGAUGAUCUUGCCGAGGUAAAGGCAGAAAAAUAUUUCUCAAGGGAACGUAUAGGACGUAGUAGCAGCUCCUCAAGGACCCCAACAUAUGAUCAUGAUAAUGCAACUAAUUCUUUGGAGUUCAGCUCUGGUGAUCCUACAAGCCCUGGAAGUCCAGAUGAUCUGUUCCUGGAUGAUCUCAAUCCUUGUUUAACACCUUAUUCUAUCAAGAAAAUUACCAAGGAAUUCGAGGAUGGAAGUCUACUGGUGAACAAUAUGCAAUGCAAUGAGCUUGGUUUUACUUCUCAUCUCAAGAAGUUGUCCAAAAGCUCAGAUUGUUACCAGAGUUCAGAUGCAGGGAGCAAAAUGGCUCGAACUGCUCGUAGAUCAGAUGAAAGCAAAAGCACAUAUGCAAAGAAGAAGAACCAUAAGCACAUUUAGCUGCUUAUUUCAGUCGUUUGGUAUUUAUGUGCUGUCUUUUGUGUUUCCUUUUGUAAAUGCUGCACAUAUGCAGUCUACUCCUUGAGAAACAAAGGAUAAAAUGUGUAAAGUGGUUAUGGGAUGGGCUGCUUGGGUAUGUUAUGAUAUCAACAAAAUGUUUUUGCUGGUAUGAAGUUCAAAUAAAUCUAUAGAUCGAGAUUUUGCUCAUUGAGUGAAUUUGAAUUUGAUGAUCAAUAGAAGGAUCAUGUCUUCUGUAA
Molecule: messenger RNA, 1557 nt
Organism: Tripterygium wilfordii
Lineage: Eukaryota; Viridiplantae; Streptophyta; Magnoliopsida; Celastrales; Celastraceae
Exons: 5
Coding region: 155-1300 (381 amino acids)
Source: RefSeq, a predicted model, not a curated record